Trypanosoma grayi is the source of this 765-nucleotide messenger RNA. RefSeq lists its product as hypothetical. The transcript has a single exon. The record is from RefSeq and is a predicted model, not a curated record. The coding region runs from base 1 to 765 and encodes 254 amino acids. Lineage: Eukaryota; Euglenozoa; Kinetoplastea; Trypanosomatida; Trypanosomatidae.
AUGGCUCGCAGCGCAGCGGGUGACCCAGAUGUAGUUAUCAGCACCGAAGCAGCGCGCGUACUGCAGGCAUUUGAGAAGCUACCAGGUGUGGUGACGAAACUUUCAGACGCCGAGAGAACUGCUGAUAAACUGUACACUGAUGUGUCGAGCGCAGGUAAUGCUGUUUUUGCAAUCGACAGCGCGGAGAUUGCGUCCAAAUGCCUCGACAAGAACACUGCCAGCACAUCCUUAUCUGUGAUCCAGGAACUAAAGAAGGCCGCGAAUGAAGCUGUUGAAUUAACACAGGCUGCAGUGGAAGACGCAGAGAAUGCUUCGAGAGCCGCUGAAGAGGCAUCAAAACACGCUGGAGACGCCCUCAACAGCGCUGAGUCACAGCUCGAGCAGAUCGACGCUGCGUUGAAGGCUCUUAAAAAACGAGAGAAGGAGCCUGAGUCGUCAUCUGCUGAUGUUCAGGCUGCGCCACCUCCACCUUCGGAAUCGCCAGAUGACGAGUCGCACAGCCAGAGUCUCCCACAGGAUCCACCGAGCAGUACCUCCACUGCUGAGAAGCCUUCUACACAACAAAAAGCUGGCACCACAGCGACGGACACAGCGCAGUCGCCAUCGGAACCAUCGGAGAAGGCGACAGCCGCAGAAUCCAUCGAGAACAAUGGUCCCAACACCCUGAGUGAUGCCCGGAAUACCGACAGCAGCGUCAGUCCUUCGUGGGUGCGUACACCGUUGCUGCUGGUUGUUGGUGUGCUGGGCCUCCUGGCUGUGUGCUGA